This is a messenger RNA of Sorghum bicolor (sorghum), 2049 nucleotides long. RefSeq names its product cytochrome P450 81D11. The coding region runs from base 324 to 1922 and encodes 532 amino acids. The transcript has 3 exons. Gene Ontology annotation, molecular function: monooxygenase activity; oxidoreductase activity, acting on paired donors, with incorporation or reduction of molecular oxygen; iron ion binding. Lineage: Eukaryota; Viridiplantae; Streptophyta; Magnoliopsida; Poales; Poaceae. The record is from RefSeq and is a predicted model, not a curated record.
GCAGACCAGCAGUUAGUUUUUGGAGUAUUGGGCAGAGUCCGCGCGGGCGGGGACACCUCGUUCCUCACGGAAUCGUCGUCAACCUCUGGCUGAUUGAUGCUCGGUGCCUGCACCUCAAGUGGCCGGCCUAUCGUCGUCGAUUCGUCGCUCUCUCUUGUCGCUGCAAGUUUAGCUUUUUUUUUUCCGCUCACGUCACGGCUUCUCUUCCAAGCCAAGAUCGUCAUCGAUCAUCUUCAUUGGUGAAUCUACGGCACGGCGGCACGGCGGCACAAACUCGGUGGAGUCUGCGAGGGCACCGGCGGAGGCCAUCGAAACUGCCAGCCAUGGACGCGGCGGCGACGGGCGUGUCGUCGAGCGGCGGCGUUCCCCAGCUCCUCCUCCUCCCUGCGCUCGCCGUCACCCUGCUCCUCGCCGCGGCCGUCUGGUCGAGGCGUGGCCGCAACAACGGCGCGCCGAGCCCGCCGUCGCGCCCGCUGCUCGGCCACCUCCACCUGCUCGGCAAGCCGCUGCACCGCUCGCUGGCCGCGCUGGCCGCCGCGCACGGCGGCGGCGCCGGGGGCCAGCUGCAGCUGCAGCUGGCGCCGCUCCUGUCGCUGCGGCUGGGCGCGCGCCGCGCGCUGCUGGUGUCGUCGCACGAGGCCGCCGAGGAGGGCUUCACCGCGCACGACGCCGCGCUGGCGGGCCGGCCGCGGGUGCUGGCCGGCGACCGGCUCGGGUACGGGUACACGAUGCUGGUGUGGGCGUCCCACGGCGACCACUGGCGCGCGCUCCGCCGGCUCCUCGCCCUCGAGGUCUUCUCGGCGUCCCGCGUCGCCGCGCGCGCCGCCGACCGCAGCGCCGAGGUCGCCGCGCUCGUCGGCAGGCUGAGCAGCCUGCUCCACCUCCACGGCGGCGGCGGCGGCGCCAAGUUGACUCUCCGGCCCAGGCUCUUCGAGCUGGUGCUCGGCGUCAUGCUGCGCGCGCUCACGGGUGACCGCGCCCACGGCGGCGACGUGCGCACGUUCCAGGAGAUCGUGGAGGAGACGUUCGCGGUCAGCGGCGCGCCCAGCGUCGGGGACUUCUUCCCGGCGCUGCGGUGGGUGGACCGCCUGCGCGGCGUCGAUGCGGCGCUUGUGCGUCUUCAGGCGAGACGCGACGCGUUCGUCGGCGGCCUCGUCCAGGACCAACGGCGACGGCGCGACGCCGGUAGUGGCCGAGACACGCCGGAGAAGAAAAGCAUCAUUGACGAGCUCCUGUCGCUGCAAGAAGCUGACCCCGAGUACUACACGGACACGAUCAUCAAAGGCCUCGUCUUGAUGCUACUCACUGCCGGCACCGACACGUCGGCGCUGACCAUUGAGUGGGCAAUGGCGCAGCUGCUGACAAACCCAGAAGCAAUGAGAAAGGUGAGUGCUGAGAUAGAUACCAACGUUGGCACAGCACGGCUCGUGGAGGAGUCGGACAUCACCAACCUCCCAUACCUGCAAUGCGUGGUCAAGGAGACCCUGCGGCUGCGCCCCGUCGGCCCGGUCAUCCCUGCGCAUGAGGCCAUGGAGGACUGCACCAUCGGCGGCUUCCACGUCCGGCGUGGCACCAUGGUUCUCGUGAACGCCUGGGCGAUCCACCGGGAUCCCAAGCUUUGGGACGCGCCGGAGGAGUUCAGGCCAGAGAGGUUCUUGGACGCCGGCAUGGUGACCGCGGUCACCACGCCCAUGCUGCCAUUUGGGCUUGGACGGAGGCGCUGCCCUGGGGAAGGGUUGGCAUUGCGUCUGAUCAGCUUGACGCUGGCGGUGCUCGUGCAAUGCUUCGAGUGGGAUGUUGGUGAAGGCGGUGUCGUCGACAUGACCGAAGGCGUUGGGCUGACAAUGCCCAUGGCCGUGCCAUUGGCAGCUGUCUGCCGGCCUCGGCAGUUUGUCAAGAGCAUGCUCUCUACUUCAACAUGAUUGAGUUAAACACUGGUUUCUUAUAAAGGAAAAAGAACAAUUUUUUAUGACGCUGGUGUUUGAUUGUUCAGUAUUCUGUAUGUAAUCAGUAUGCUAUCAGUAAUUUUUAUGGCUUUAUAUGGAUACA